AUGGCCGUGGGCAAGCAAUGGACGCGGCUGCGCACGCUCGGCCGCGGCGGCUCGGGGGCUGAGGUCUUCCUCGCCGCGGACGAUGUGUCGGGCCAGCUCUUCGCGCCACAAGCCGUGGAGAGCAAAAGCAAAUGGGUGUCGCCCAAGAGCACGCUGGACGCGGCAUUCUGGGGGUCGGAGUCAGACACCGAGGAGGCGGAGCACGACAGCACGGCCGAGAGGAGGAUCGGAGCAUUGGCCUGCCCUGCCUCGGCGCUCCCGGACUGGGACUCCGACGAGGGCUGGAUCGACGUGCUCUCCGCACCAACCGAAGCAGCGGACGCAGACGCCGUGCCGGCCAAGGAGACGACUGGCAUCAUCGCAGGCAUUAUCGCGAUCACAAGUGAAGAAGAAUCAGUACUAGAUGCAGAGUCGGGCUUUCCCGACAUUGCCGUUGACGUAGAGCACAGCAGGAGCUUCCUCGACGCAGGAGAAGCAUAUGAGGCUGAUCCAGUCGUUAGGCAUUACCAGUUUUUGAAGAGUUUAGUUUCUGGCCAAUUAGUGUCAUGCACUUGUAAAUUAUUAGUGCAAAGAGUACUGUUUUGCAACAUAAUCACUGAUGCAAUCGAAUUCGUUGAUACACAAACAGUAUCCCGCUUGGCGCCGCUCCUCUGUUUUGUCCGCUCAUACUUCUGCUCCCCAUUGCUACGUGAUAAUGAUGGGUUCACCCGAAAAAAAAAGAUAAUGAUUGACGAUUUAAAGGAAAAAUUAGGUUGGACUUAG
Messenger RNA from Triticum turgidum subsp. durum (durum wheat), 762 nucleotides. The record is from the annotation of a GenBank genome assembly. Lineage: Eukaryota; Viridiplantae; Streptophyta; Magnoliopsida; Poales; Poaceae.